Molecule: messenger RNA, 432 nt
Organism: Cylicocyclus nassatus
Lineage: Eukaryota; Metazoa; Nematoda; Chromadorea; Rhabditida; Strongylidae
Source: the annotation of a GenBank genome assembly
CUUAUAUCAACCCUUAAUUGAUCAAAAGAUUUGAUGAUUUGUUCAAGAUGGUAACAGAAGCUGAUGUACAUAAGAGGAUUUCUGAAAAGCUCAGUCCUGUGCAUUUGGAAGUGGUAGACGAGUCCGAUGGUUGUGGAGCCAAGUUUUUGAUCACGGUAGUAUCAGAUGCUUUCAAUGGUAAAAGAGUUCUGGAAUGUCACAGACUUGUCCAAGAUGCCAUUGCUGACGUUAUGCCGGAAAUCCAUGCAGUCACUAUCAACGCCUAUACACAAAGUAAAUGGGAAAGCUCACAAAAGGUUGCAGUCUGACAUUAUUGGUCAUUUACUAUCGUUUUUUAGAAUGUAUGCGCCAUUGAUAUCGCUUUACUUGUUUAUUGUUAUGUUUGUGCAUCCUCCAUUCACAUCAUUUUCGAUAAUAAAUAUAAGAACAGCU